Molecule: messenger RNA, 361 nt
Organism: Racocetra fulgida
Lineage: Eukaryota; Fungi; Glomeromycota; Glomeromycetes; Diversisporales; Gigasporaceae
Source: the annotation of a GenBank genome assembly
CAAUGACAGAUUAUGAUAUUGAAUUUGAAAUAUUGAAAAAAAGUUGGAAUAGAGCUUUAGAUAUGCGAAAUUUUGAAUCAUUGAGUAAACAGUCAAAUAUGCUUAGAGAAUUAGUUAAAUUGUUGGAUUUCACAUCAACUUAUUUAGGAAAGGCUUAUUUUAUUAUAAGCAAUUAUAAAGAUGCACUCUUAAAAUUUUCAGAAACAAAUCUGUUUGAUAAAAUCAAAAAAUCAUUUACUAAAAAUAAUUUACUUUAUGAUGUUUUGCGAUUAUAUCGGGAAGAGAUUUACUACAUGAUGGGAAUAUAUUUUAAAUCAUUUAAAGAUUUUCAAAAAUUAUCUAAAAUCGAUUCGACAGAUGC